GAAGGAUUUCUUUCGAAGCUUGCUCUGUUUAAAUGGUUUCACGGAAUAAAUUAGUUGCGUCAACGUUGGUUUUAUAAAUGAUCGUUAGUUCUGUUUUGCGCUAUACAUAUAUAUAUAUCACACGGUGAUAGAAAGGCUUUUAUGCGCAUCAGGAGAAAUAUAUUAUGUGUAUUCCUACAUAUGCUAGUUGUAGGUGAUACAUGGCUGGAUUGUCAUGUAAGCUGUCAGCAUUACGUUUUUUUUGUGCAGCAGUAAUGCAUUACUAUUAGUAAUAACAUGUAGAAUUCAGCAACAACAACUUUUUCAAGUACAAGAUGGGUUUUGAAGUAAAGGCAAUUUAUAUAGUAAUCCCGGCAAUUUUUGUGGUGGCAUACGUUUGGGCCAGGAACACCAUGUCUCCAUCUUUACGCAAUGUUCAAACAUAUCACGAUUUUAUCGCUCCGACGAGUAAUUAUAUUAAAAUUGAAGCAACGCCUCACACUGAAUUAGAGUGGAAACCAACAACAGUGAAAACUUCAUCAAGCUCGACAACAACUUUGACAACAUCAAAACAGCAGUGGAAUUCUCUCACUCAAUUGUAUCCUGUCAUAAAUAAACUAUUGAAACGUUGCUCACCUCAUAAGAAAAUAGUUUAUGUAAAAACUCACAAAACGGCAUCAAGCAGCGUAUUUGGUAUCCUGAUCAAACAUUUGUGGAUGUUUCGCGGAAAAAAGCAGAACAUGUUUCCAUUAUCGUUCAUUGGAGGAUACCCAGGACAUUUUGACUCCAAAUUUCUACUCAAUGAGAAUAAAACUCAAAUUGGAUCAUCGGAUAUUAAGCCAAAUGUUGUUGCAGGUCACUUGAGGUUUAAUGCAACAGCUUUUAAAAAAUUGAUGCCACCAGGAACAAAGUACAUAACGAUUUUGAGAAAUCCUGCUGACGCGUUCUAUUCUGCAUUUAAUUACUACUAUGGGGAUCUAUACUACGCCAAUCUGACAAGAAUGAAGACCAACUGCAGGUAUUCUCCCUAUCUGGAUUUACUUGGGCGCUUCAAUGCUUCUUUUGAGCAGUUUUUAAAAACUGCUUCAACGAAACUGAACCCAUCUGUCCCUUGGUAUUUUAGGGGUAUGAAUUAUCAAUCUCAUGAUUUGGGGAUGGACCCAAGCGUGAACGACCAAGGGUAUAUCUCAGAUCAAAUACGUCAACUUGCAGAGACCUUUGACUUAGUUAUGAUAUCGGACUACUAUUUAGAAUCUCUCGUUCUUUUGAAGGAAGAAUUAUGCCUGAGUAAGUCGAUUUUAUCUCGAGAUAUAACAAAUAAGGGAAAGCACGGGAAAAGGAUAUUUACCAAAACAGAAAUGAGCCUUAUCAGAAGUCUUCACAAGCAGGAUUAUGCUUUAUAUGAUUAUUUCAAUCGCACACUAUGGAAAAAAAUUGACGCUUAUGGAAGAGAACGAAUGGCAGAACAGAUUAAAAAGAUACAAUACAGCCGAAUAUCCACCAAGAAAAAGAGUAGAAAACAUAAAGAGGAUUUCAUACCAUCAGAGAAGCUUGUAGAAAGUCACUAUUCGCUUGAUACCGCAACAAAGCUGGCGACAAGAUUAGCAAAAGAGAGCGGCUUUGACCCACAUCUGCCAGAAAUUAUAAAUAUGGCUGAAUAUAUGCACUCAAAUUCGGGUGGUUGCAAUUUUUGAUUGCACGUUUGAUUUGUAUUUAUUUCCCAUAUUGCGAUAACACUGAAAAAAUAUAUUUCUGUUUUCACUGUGAAUAUAGGAAUUUUCGUUUUUGAUUAUGUUGUAAAUUCGUGUGUUACUGUUUUUUUUUUAUAAAUAUAUGAAACAGAAACUUUCUUCCUGAGCAAAAAUUAAA
Styela clava is the source of this 1848-nucleotide messenger RNA. Its product is annotated as galactose-3-O-sulfotransferase 3-like. Gene Ontology annotation, cellular component: membrane. Gene Ontology annotation, molecular function: galactosylceramide sulfotransferase activity. The record is from RefSeq and is a predicted model, not a curated record. Gene Ontology annotation, biological process: glycolipid biosynthetic process. Lineage: Eukaryota; Metazoa; Chordata; Ascidiacea; Stolidobranchia; Styelidae.